Messenger RNA from Naegleria gruberi, 1407 nucleotides. RefSeq lists its product as uncharacterized. NCBI's taxonomy places the organism in Eukaryota, Heterolobosea, Eutetramitea, Acrasida, Naegleriidae. The transcript has a single exon. The coding region runs from base 1 to 1407 and encodes 468 amino acids. The record is from RefSeq and is a predicted model, not a curated record.
AUGAAACAUAAACUUUCAACAGCUAGAAAAUCAAAAAGAAAAUUCUUGGAAAAUCGAAUGAAUAUUGCUUUCGGAUACAUUCCCAUAGAAUUUUACAAAGAUAGGGAAUACGUUUUGGCAUCCAUCAAGAAGAAUGGCUCUCAUUGUCUCUAUGAUAUUCAUCCAGAAGCCUUCUCCGAUCGUGAAAUUCUAUUCGAAAUGUUAAAAUCCCUUAAAAAUGAUAAUUUUGCAUCUGUUCCAAUUGACAAUGAAAUAUUGAAACCAUUUGCUAAUGAUCGUGAAAUUGUCAAAUUAUUAAUUCACCUAGAUUCUUCUUUCUUUGACAAUCAAAAAUUCAAAUUCGAUAGAGAAAUGGCUCUAUUGGCAUGCAUUUCAUGUUCAGAUAACUGUUUCGGGAUUAGUACGGAGUUUAUGGAGGAUGAGGAGUUUGUUUUGAGUGCUAUUGAGGAGAAUUAUUCAGUAUUCAAUACAACAAGUGAUAAAUUGAAAAAUGAUAAAGCAUUUAUUAGAAAGGCAUUGAAGAGAAAUGGAAAGGUAAUUUACGAGUUGAGUGAUGAGCUGAUGGGUGAUGAGGAGCUCAUUAAGAUUGCUAUUGAACAAAACCCAAUGGUAUUCGAAGCGAUAUAUGAAAAUGAGAGUAUUAAUUGUGGAGCAGAUGUUAUCAAGAUGGCUGUCGAGAAGAAUGGACAGUUAUUGCAAUUUGUGACGGAAGAUUUGGAGAAUUUUGAUAGAAUUGCAGUGAAACAGAAUCCAUUGGCAUUGGAUUAUGCAAGUGAUCAAUUGAAAAAUGAUAGAGAUAGUGUUCUGGAAGCUGUCAAAAAGGAUGGAUCUUGUUUUGUUUAUGCAUCUGAAGAAUUGAGAAGUAAUUCUUCAUUCGUGCAAGAGGUAAUUGAUAAUUGUGCAAUUCCAAAGGAAAGCAAUGAAAUGCAUCACGUUCUACUCCUCAUUUUGAAAGAAAAAGGAUAUUGCCCUACCUCUGUCUAUGAAGCAUUGAGAAAUAUUGAUAAGGAACUUGCUUUGAGAAUAGUUAGCAUUCAUGGAGAGAUGAUUUGUAUAAUGGUCGAUUGGCAGAAUGAUAGGGAUGUGUUACUGACAGCAUUUGAAACAUGCACUUCAUCUACAGGAAGAAAACGUAUCUGCUCAAAUAUUUAUAUUACUGAUAAGGAGUUAAUUUAUGAGAUUUUUGUAAAAUAUUCCACUGAUAUUAUAGGUCAAAUUUAUGAAUUGGAUGUUGAAUUGUUGAGAAGAUUGCUUCAAAUUGAUGGUUCUGCAUUUCGUUUAAUGGAUGGAAAGUUUAAGGAUGAACCUAUACUGAUUGAAGAAGCUUGGAAACAAAGUGGAUAUGUUGAUGGGCCAUCUGAUGAAUUAUAUACGAAACGUAUGGAAUAUGCCUAUCCAGAAUUGUAA